GUCAGCUUAGCAUUUGAAGCAUGCUGGCGCCAAUUGCGCGAGCACCUCGCUUGGCCGCGAAGCUCCCUGGCUUCCGCGCCUGGGAAUGGGCACGUGCCGCCAAAAAUGCGCCGCAUGCGUCGCAUGAGCCGCGUGCGGCAUUCGGCGCCGCGGCUGUGCUGGGGACGUUAGCAACGCGCGGAGCGCGCCAGGGCUCAGGUCGGCAGGCAGGACGAGGGGGCCUCAAGGAGGUUCCGCCAUUCAGUCAGUUGAGAGAGCUGUGGCGCCGGAAGUUGAGGAUCUCGGCAGCCCUGUGCCUCCUCAUGACCUUGCUCUGGCUAUUGCAGGGCUACCAGGGCUGGCAGAACUUGAAAGCUUUCAACUUGACCCAGCCCUGGUACAAAAGACUUCCCAGCUCUACAGCGCUUGAAAGCUGGCUUUUGGGAACCCAUCCAGUCGCAUCGAUGUAUGGGCGGCGGUUCGCAAUUACGAAGAGCACUCUUCAAAAAGACUUCGGCAUGGACGCGCUUAUGGUCGAUAACGGGCAGUUUCAUCGCUUGCUCACCUCUUGCUUUCUGCACAACAGCGUCUUUCACAUCCUUUUCAACCUGGGCUUUUUGUACACGUUGGCACCCCUCGAGGUGGGCUGCCAGGGUGUCUUCCUAACAACAUUUCUGCUGUCGGGCAUUGCUGGCAAUUUGGCAUUCCUCCAGUUUGGACAGGCGCGUUCUGCGCUGGGUGCCUCUGGAGCGAUCUGCGGGCUUCUGGGCUUUGAGCUGGUUGCCUUGCUGCGGAACCGCCGCAUCCGGCGCUUCAAGAUGCUGCUGCGCUCUACGUUUGGUAUGAUCGUCAUGGGCUUCUUCCUGCCUGGUGUCGCCAACAGCGCCCACUUGGGCGGCCUCGGCUGCGGGCUAGUGGUGGCGCUUUUAUGCGCGAGGCGCAGCGGGUACCGGGGGCCUUUGCUGCCCUGGCCACUGCUGCUGCUGCUCCUUGCUGUGCCCGGCCGCCGCUUCUUGCCGGCUGCGAUGGAAGGCUUAUCCAUUGGGAUCCAACAUCCCGGAGCGCUUGCGUCUGGCAUUGUGCUUUGAGACGGAUAUCAGGGCUGAAUCAGGC
Effrenium voratum is the source of this 1092-nucleotide messenger RNA. Lineage: Eukaryota; Dinophyceae; Suessiales; Symbiodiniaceae. The record is from the annotation of a GenBank genome assembly.